UAACAAGGUUUAUUGUUGUCGUCAUUCUCGUUUCUAAUAAAAACUUGUUCAACAAUUGCAACUAAAAAUUGCAUAACGUUCCCGAAAAUCGACUCCGGAAAUAUUUCAACUCAACUCAAAACCGGAAGUCUAAGGGUUUUAUAUAAAAAGUCCCUUCACUGACGAAAAAAUUAUCAAAUUUCAUUUAAAUUCGGAACAAUCAACAUCGAAAAACAAAAAAAAAUGAAACUCACAAUUGUUGUGUUAUUUGCUUGCGUAGCUGUCGCUCUCGGUCGUCAAGUCGUGCCAAUUUUAACGCAAGAAGAAGUUCGUGACGAUUUCGGGCAAUUUUCGUUGAGAUAUGCGACGGGAAAUGGCAUCGCCAGAACCGAACAAGGUUCCUUUAAGAGAACUGCCGAUGGACGGGCGAUUCUUGUGCAACGAGGAGCUUAUUCCUACAUCGGAGACGACGGCAUCACCUACACCGUAAACUACAUCGCCGACGAAAACGGCUUCCAAGUCGUCGGAGAUCAUCUCCCACAACCAGUUAUCGCCUAAAAACAUCAACUUACCUUCUUA
Messenger RNA from Culicoides brevitarsis, 558 nucleotides. RefSeq names its product endocuticle structural glycoprotein ABD-5-like. The transcript is spliced from 3 exons. Lineage: Eukaryota; Metazoa; Arthropoda; Insecta; Diptera; Ceratopogonidae. The coding region runs from base 223 to 537 and encodes 104 amino acids. Gene Ontology annotation, molecular function: structural constituent of chitin-based larval cuticle. Gene Ontology annotation, cellular component: chitin-based extracellular matrix. The record is from RefSeq and is a predicted model, not a curated record.